AUGAAUAUUUAGGAAACCAAAAAUAUUCCUGAAGAAGUAGCAAAGGGUUUGACUUAAUUAGCAAAGGAUCCAUUUACUUAAUAAAAUUUUGAUAGGCUAUCUAAAUGUGUAUUUAUGAAUUUGGCUGGAGAAGAAAACAAUACAAAAAUAUUGGAUCAAUUGAACACAGAACCUUUAACAAAUGAGUUGUUCAACUUAAUUUUACUAUUCACAGUUCAAUGCAUCAAAUUGCAAUUAAUGGAAAUUGAAAUCACUACAAAUCUAUAUGAUUAUGGAUUUGAUCAGACUAUCGUAGAUGGAUAUAUAAAGAAGUUUACUUAAUUCAAGCAAUUUGUCAAUGAUCCUGAUAAUGCCAUCAUAGCAGCCAAUUUUGAAUCGAAAAUAGGCUUCAAUUACUUAGUAGAUGUUGAUUGGCAAUAGGAAAUCGUGGUUUCAUCGAAAUAUGCUAAUAAAGUGUAUUAGGAAAUAUAUAAAAUAUAAUUGCACACUAAAUCAACAGACAACAAAGACAAGGACAUUGUGUUCAAGUGCACCUUGCCUCAAUUAAUUGAGAUAAACAAUCAAUUAGGAAUCAUGGUCAAGAAUAUAGAAUCAAGUUCAGAUUUGAAACAUCUCAAAUGA
This is a messenger RNA of Paramecium tetraurelia, 621 nucleotides long. RefSeq lists its product as uncharacterized. The record is from RefSeq and is a predicted model, not a curated record. NCBI's taxonomy places the organism in Eukaryota, Ciliophora, Oligohymenophorea, Peniculida, Parameciidae. The transcript has a single exon. Gene Ontology annotation, biological process: sodium ion transport.